This is a messenger RNA of Fragaria vesca subsp. vesca, 1821 nucleotides long. RefSeq names its product UDP-glycosyltransferase 91C1-like. Gene Ontology annotation, molecular function: UDP-glycosyltransferase activity. The transcript has 2 exons. The record is from RefSeq and is a predicted model, not a curated record. Lineage: Eukaryota; Viridiplantae; Streptophyta; Magnoliopsida; Rosales; Rosaceae. The coding region runs from base 38 to 1636 and encodes 532 amino acids.
AGCUUCGAUCAUCUUUUUACCAUUCACAGUGUAGUAUAUGAUUGAUGAUCGACCAGUCCUAGCUAGCAGUCUUCGAUCAUCUUGGGAUCCAAGUCAUCCAACUUAUUAUUGUCCUGUAAGGACAUUAUUGAUCGAGCUAAAAAGCUGCUACACGCCUGCAUAUAACCAUUGCCGCUAUAUCUAUGGUGGUAGACCGAUCGAGCAAGUAACCAUGGAGAUGAAGUCCAAAGAUAUCCACAACCAGAAUAAGCCUCUACACAUCGUCGUGUUCCCAUGGCUAGCCUACGGCCACCUCAUGCCGUUUCUCCAAGUCUCCAACUUCCUAGCUCAAAAGGGUCACCGCAUAUCCUUCAUCUCCACCCCUAAAAACCUCCAUCGCCUCCCAACCUCCUCCUUGUCCCCACUCAUCAAUCUCAUCGAGCUUCCACUCCCCGCCGUCGACGGCCUUCCUCACUCAGCGGAGUCUACCGCCGACAUACCCAUCAACAAAGUCCCCUACCUCAAAAAAGCCUACGACAAGCUGGAGCUUCCUCUCACGGAGUUUCUAGAACAUUGCGACGUCAACUGGAUCGUCCACGAUUUCGCGUCACACUGGCUACCCCGAGUCGUGACUCGGCUCGGGAUCAACUCGGUCUUCUUCACCAUCUUCAAUGCCACCACCAUGGCUUUCGCGGGGCCCCCGUCCGAGAUUCUCAGCGGCGGACGUCAGCGGCCUGAGGACUUCACCGUCGUCCCGAAAUGGAUCAACUUCCCUAACUACAACGUGGUGUUUAAGCUCCAUGAGAUGGUCUCUCACUGGGACUGCAUGGAAGACGAGGUCUCCGAUUUCCAAAGGUUCGCUGCCGCAAUUGAAGGUUGCGACUUUGUGGUCACGCGCACCUGUCCCGUGUUUGAUGCUGACUCGCUGAGUUUGGUGAACAAGUUAUACAGCAAACCGGUGCUUCCACUCGGGAUGUUGCCGCCGGUGUUACCAGACACCGACCACAGUGCUGAUGACGAAUCAGAACAUGGCACGUGGCAAAGCUUGAGAGAGUGGCUUGAUGGCAAGAAAGAGAAGUCUGUGGUUUACAUUGCACUGGGGACGGAGGUGACACUGAGUCGAGACUCCAUACACGAGUUGGCGCGUGGGAUAGAGAAAUCGGGGCUGUGUUUUAUUUGGGUGUUGGGCCAUCGUCAAGAAGCUGGAGCUCCGAAUAUGAUUCCGGUCGGGUUUGAGAAACGGGUCGAGGAUAGGGGUUUGGUGUGGAGGGGUUGGGCGCCGCAGCUUAGGGUUCUGGCUCACACCGCAGUUGGGGGGUUCUUGACACAUUGCGGUUGGAGUUCGGUUAUUGAGGCUCUAGGGUUUGGUCGGGCGUUGGUUUUGUUUUCCGGGGCGAGUGCGGAUCAAGGGUUGAUUGCUAGGCUCAUGCAUGGGAAGCGGGUCGGGUUGGAAAUACCGAGGGAUGAUCGAGACGGGUCGUUUAGUAGUGAAGUGGUGGCGGAGUCGAUUCGGAGAGUGAUGGUGGAAGAAGAAGGUGAGGUGCUGAGGGAAAAUGCUUGGGCAAUGAGAGAGGUUUUUGGUAACUUGAGUUUGAACAACAAGUAUCUAGAGGAGUUCAAUGAGGUGCUCGAGUCGUGGCCAGCUUCAACGUCUUGAUGAUAAACGUACUCGGGUGGGAGUGUACUUCAAGAAGUGUUGGAACUUGGAAAUGAACGUAGGGUUGGAACUUGGAAAUGAACGUAGGGUUUGAAAUUGUUGUUGAUGUCAAUAAAUAUAUUUCUUGGAAAAUUUGAGAGAAGUAUUGAAAGCCUUAACAUAAAUUUGGUAUGUGCUACAUUAUG